UGAAUGUGAUUUACUUGUAUUUUGGUGCGGAUUUUUACAUCUGUAUUUAUAAGGGAUAUUGGUCUGUCGUUUUCUUAUGAUGUCUUCCUCUGGUUUUGAUAUCAGGAUAAUAUUAGCCUCAUAGAUUGGGUUAGGAAGUGUUCCCUCCUCUGUUUUUUUAGAAGAGAGAGAUUGGUGUUAAUUCUUGUUAGAACCUUUGGUAGAAUUUGCCAGUCAGCCUAUCUGGUCUCAGGUCUUUGGGAGAGUUUUGAUUCUGAGUCAGUCUAUGUAUUUGUUAUAGAUUGUUCGGAUUGUCUAUCCUUGAGUCAGUUGCUAGCUUGUGUGUUUCUAGGAAUUUUUCCAUUUCGUCCAUGUUAUCUAAUCUGUUGGCAUACUGUUGUUCACGGGAUUUUCUUGAUGUGUGUGAGGUCUCUGAGAACGUCCCUGCCUUCACUCCUGCUUUUAGUCACUGGCAUCUUCUUUUAGCUUGGGCCGUCUGGCUGUGCAUGGUUUUGGGGGAGUCCUCCUUGACCAUGCAGAUGCUGAGCAGUGACCUGGCUGGGAAAGGGGACCGGGAGUGCAGGGCACCUGCUGAGGACUCACCUAAGCCCAAGAUUCAGAGAGUCAGGGCUCCAACCACAUCCGCCUGCAUGCCUUUCCCAGGCUCUCGCCACACAGACAGCCAGCACCCCCUCCCCAAAGACUGGGCAGUUCCUGACCAGCACCCCACCAAGUCCUCAGUAAGGCCUGUCUUUGGGGGAGCAGGGUCUCAGGAGGAUGGCGGAGGUGGUGUGGAACUCACGGCUGGCAGUUCCCGGCCUCUCAGGAAGCUUUGCCACUGGCUUGGGGUUAAGUGGGUGUGGAGCUCUGAACCCUAAAGGGGUGACAGUUGAAAUGGAAGCGGCAUCUGUAGUCCAUUUGGGGUGCAGGUGCGUGCCAGGGGUCCUCAGCCCCGGCUGAUGGCCACGUGAACCGCGUGAGGAGAGGCAGGGUGUGUCAGCAGCAACCCUAAGUGUGUGCUCAUUUCUGUGAGCCCUGACUCGGUGACACUGCGGCUCUCCAGAGGGACGCUUUGAAAACAAAACAGGAAAGAACACGUGGCCCUGCGUCUUUUGCCUGAGUCACUGUAUUCCUUAAAAGAUGAAGGGCCCUGGUCCUUGGCUCUUCCUGCACGUGAGAAAAUGUUGGCCGAGGUUAGCGAUUAUGCUUCUGUAAUCUGUAACCAGAAGUGCUCUUACGCCCAAGCCUUGGUGUGAUUCUGCUGUCAUGUAACUUCGGAGCCAGCUGGAUGGAAUUGGCAGGUCGUGAGCCCCGGCCCCCGCAUCCAAGCAGUGGGCCGAGACACUGAGCCGGGCAGUCAGACAGGACCUCUCUAAGGCUGCUCCUGGGCUGGGGCCUGGGUCUAGGAUUCUCAGUAAGACCUCUGAAUAAAACUAACUUGAAUUCUUGAAAA
This is a messenger RNA of Mandrillus leucophaeus (drill), 1432 nucleotides long. RefSeq lists its product as uncharacterized. Bases 351 to 857 code for a protein of 168 amino acids. The transcript has a single exon. NCBI's taxonomy places the organism in Eukaryota, Metazoa, Chordata, Mammalia, Primates, Cercopithecidae. The record is from RefSeq and is a predicted model, not a curated record.